Molecule: messenger RNA, 9540 nt
Organism: Alligator mississippiensis (American alligator)
Lineage: Eukaryota; Metazoa; Chordata; Crocodylia; Alligatoridae
Gene: SEMA5A
Product: semaphorin 5A
Exons: 24
Coding region: 485-3766 (1093 amino acids)
Biological process (GO): positive regulation of cell migration; semaphorin-plexin signaling pathway; neural crest cell migration
Molecular function (GO): chemorepellent activity; semaphorin receptor binding
Source: RefSeq, a predicted model, not a curated record
CGCGGGGCGGCGGCUGCUCUGCGCGGCGCGGCGAGGACGGAGCGGCCGGGGGGGAUGCCGGCGGCCGGGGCGCACCUGCGGGGCGGCGGGGAGCGCAGGAAGAAUUUUCAAGAAUUUCUUCUGUGCCUAAAAUGUUCCAUCUUCAAGACGGUCUGAAUCAGGCAGAGCAGGGACUUGAAGCUUGGCCUCCCACAUCCAAGGUGGUUCUUGGCCAUAGAGUGUAGCCAUUGGCAGACUGUCUUGAGGCAUGCGUACCAUGUGUCCCAGCCAGCGAAGCCUGAGAGCAUCCGUCAUAGUCUGCAUAGACUGUAUGCCAGUCCUCUCAAGGAUGACAACUGUUUUCUUCAUACUGCUUGCCAUGCCAAACUUGGUGCAUGCAUCAGAGGACUUGUUUAUCAUGAUUUGCAGUUCAUCAGGAGCUUUCCACACAUGAACACGAGAAGAGUUGCUAGUUAAAAGAAAAGUGAGCAGUGCAAAGCACAGUAUGGCCACCAUGAAGAGGAAUGGACUCAUUGCACUACUGGUUGCAGGCCUGGGAGUCUUGGAGAUCCUGGAGUUGACAGCAACAGAAGAUUCCCUGUGCCAGCGUACUGAACACCCAGUUAUCACUUAUAAAGAAAUUGCCCCCUGGUUGUGUGUGUUUAGAGCCGAGAACGCUGUGGACUUUUCGCAGUUAACAUUUGACCCAGGACAGAAAGAACUUAUUGCUGGAGCAAGAAACUACCUCUUCAGGUUGCAACUUGAGGAUCUCUCUCUAAUCCAGGCAGCAGAGUGGCAAUGUGAUGAAGCUACUAAAAGAGCCUGUUACAGUAAGGGCAAAUCAAAGGAAGAAUGCCAGAACUAUAUCCGUGUACUUCUUGUUGGUGGUGAUCAUCUCUUCACCUGUGGAACCAAUGCUUUCACUCCUAUUUGUACCAAUCGUACGUUAAGUAACUUAACAGAGAUACAUGAUCAGAUCAGUGGCAUGGCUCGCUGUCCUUACAGUCCCCAACACAACUCCACAGCUCUUCUCACUUCCAGUGGGGAGUUAUAUGCUGCUACCGCCAUGGAUUUUCCAGGAAGGGACCCUGCCAUCUAUCGCAGUUUGGGCACCCUUCCUCCUCUCCGCACUGCACAAUACAACUCCAAGUGGCUGAAUGAGCCAAAUUUUGUCUCAUCCUAUGACAUUGGAAACUUCACCUACUUCUUCUUUCGAGAGAAUGCAGUGGAGCAUGAUUGUGGGAAAACUGUGUUCUCUCGGGCUGCUCGGGUCUGCAAGAAUGAUAUUGGUGGCAGAUUUUUGCUGGAGGAUACUUGGACCACUUUUAUGAAGGCUCGUCUGAACUGCUCGCGUCCUGGAGAAAUUCCAUUUUACUACAAUGAGCUACAAAGUACUUUCUUCUUGCCAGAAUUGGACUUGAUCUACGGAAUCUUUACCACUAAUGUGAACAGCAUAGCAGCAUCAGCAGUUUGUGUUUUCAACUUGAGUGCCAUAACUCAGGCCUUCAAUGGACCCUUCAAAUAUCAGGAGAACUCUCGCUCUGCCUGGCUGCCUUAUCCCAAUCCUAACCCUAAUUUUCAGUGUGGUACCAUGGACCAGGGUCUAUAUGUGAAUCUGACUGAGAGGAAUCUUCAGGAUGCCCAAAAAUUUAUUCUAAUGCAUGAGGUGGUUCAGCCUGUCAUUCCGAUUCCUUACUUCAUGGAAGACAACAGCCGGUUUUCUCAUGUCGCAGUGGACGUGGUGCAGGGCAAGGAAAUGCUUUUUCAUAUCAUCUAUCUGGCCACAGACUAUGGCACAAUUAAGAAAGUUCUCGCCCCAAUGAAUCAGACUUCAACCAGCUGCUUGCUCGAGGAAAUUGAGCUCUUCCCGAAGAGGCAGAGGGAAUCCAUCAGGAGCCUGCAGAUCCUGCAUAGCCAGAGUGUUCUGUUUGUGGGCCUUCAGGGACAUGUGGUAAAGAUACCCCUGAAGAGGUGCCCGUUUUAUAAAACACACAGUUCAUGUAUUGGAUCUCAGGAUCCUUACUGCGGCUGGGACAUGGUGAUGAAGAAAUGCACAACCCUGGAAGAAAGUCUGAGCAUGAGUCAGUGGGAGCAAAGUAUCACUGCAUGUCCUACACGGAAUCUGACUGUGGAUGGAAAUUUCGGAAUGUGGUCACCAUGGAAACCCUGCACCCACACAGAUGGGACCAGUAUUGGCUCCUGCCUCUGCAGAACUCGGCUAUGUGACAGCCCAGCUCCUCAGUGUGGAGGCUGGCAGUGUGACGGGCCCAGCAUGGAGAUUGCCAAUUGCUCCAGUCCUACACUUUCUAUAACAGCUGACAGAACCGUAGCUUCUUAUUCCAGAAAUGGAGGAUGGACUCCAUGGACUUCCUGGUCACCCUGCAGCACCACCUGCGGAAUCGGCUUUCAGGUCCGUCAGCGUUCCUGCAGCAAUCCAACGCCCCGGCAUGGGGGUCGCGUGUGCGUGGGACAGAACCGUGAGGAGAGAUACUGCAAUGAACAUUUGCUAUGCCCUCCACACGUAUUCUGGACAGGCUGGGGUCCGUGGGAACGCUGCACUGCCCAGUGUGGUGGAGGGAUUCAGGCUCGUCGCAGGACUUGUGAGAAUGGCCCUGACUGCCCUGGCUGUAAUGUGGAAUAUCAACCUUGUAACACCAACUCCUGUCCAGAGUUAAAAAAAACCACCCCAUGGACUCCUUGGACUCCAGUCAAUAUCUCAGACAAUGGUGGCCACUAUGAACAACGGUUUCGAUAUACUUGCAAGGCACGACUGCCUGACCCAAAUUUGCUGGAAGUGGGAAGACAAAGGAUUGAAAUGCGUUAUUGUUCUAGUGAUGGUACCAGUGGAUGCUCCACAGAUGGGCUGUCUGGGGAUUUCUUGCGUUCUGGCCGAUACUCUGCUCACACAAUCAAUGGUGCCUGGUCACCAUGGACUCCAUGGUCUCAAUGCAGUCGGGACUGCAGCAGAGGUAUUCGGAACCGCAAACGUGUCUGCAACAAUCCUGAGCCCAAAUAUGGAGGACUUCCCUGUCUGGGUCCCUCUCUAGAGUACCAGGAAUGCAACAUCUUGCCUUGUCCAGUUGAUGGAGGUUGGUCUUGUUGGUCAUCAUGGUCAAAGUGCUCUGCAACUUGUGGAGGUGGACAUUAUAUGCGAACUCGUUCAUGCACAAACCCAGCCCCAGCCUAUGGAGGGGAUAUCUGCCUUGGACUCCACACUGAAGAAGCACUUUGCAACACGCAAACCUGCCCAGACAGCUGGUCCGACUGGUCUGAGUGGUCUGAUUGUGACUCAUCUGGAAUCCAGUUCCGUGUUCGUCAGUGUAUUAUUUUAUUUCCUGUGGGCAACCAGUGUUCUGGGAAUGCCACCGAGAGUCGAGCUUGCAUUUUUGAUUCCAACUUCAUACCAGAAAUAUCAGUAGCAAGAUCCAGCAGCAUAGAAGAAAAACGUUGUGGUGAAUUCAACAUGUUCCAUAUGAUCGCAGUGGGGCUGAGUAGCUCUAUACUCGGUUGCCUUCUUACACUCCUUGUUUACACAUAUUGCCAGCGAUAUCAGCAACAAUCCCAUGAUGCAACUGUCAUCCAUCCGGUAUCACCAGCUCCUCUUAAUACCAGCAUCACUAACCAUAUCAAUAAGCUGGACAAGUAUGAUUCUGUAGAAGCCAUCAAGGCAUUUAACAAAAACAACCUGAUCCUGGAGGAGAGAAACAAAUACUUCAAUCCUCAUCUAACUGCAAAGACCUAUUCUAAUGCCUAUUUUACAGAUCUCAAUAAUUAUGAUGAGUACUAAUGGGCUUGUGUAUUUUUUCGGCCUCUUGUAACUCCCCAGUUCCCCAAGGCCUGUGCUACAUGACCGCCCAUGUGUUUGAGGCUUCAGAGAUGAAAUUUGGAGACAUUUCAAGCAUACUCCAAGCCAUCAGUGUCCCAUUGCUGCCAAAAACACCUGUAUGUGACAUGAUGUUCCCUAUUGCAGAAAGUAAAAGUUUGGCCGACAGUAUCAAGUGUCAAGAUAGCACCUGGGCUUUGCUGAACAAGUCAUGAGGAGUAUGUCACUUUGUUCAAGUUUCUUAAUGUUGGGUCAGAUGUUGCUAACAUGUUUCUAACUAUUUCAUUGAGUUCUCAAGAAGUUAUAACCCCUCUAAAGAGUGUGCCAGGAAUAUGACUUUCAUUUCCUUUUGGACAUUGCCACCUUCUUUCCAGAAGAAUUGAGGAAAAAGCUCUGCUCCUAGCAAUGGUCCCCUCUAAGGAAUCUUGGUGACAUCAUACUGCCAACAAAUGUACAGAACAUUAAUUUAAGUGACAAGGAGAAAUUUGAUAUUCUGUAGGUACUCCAAGCAGUCUACAGUUUGUCUGCUUUGACUGCAAAGCAUUGUCUGAAGUUCUUGGAGUCUAUUGAGCUAUCUGGCCCUUGAAGAAAACAAAAUAUAUACUAAGGGCUUCUUGUGACAAAAGGGAAAUCUGCAAAGUAGGUGGUUCCAAGUUGUAAAACAGUUCAGGUGACAAAAAGCCUUCAUCUUGUUUGUUUUAUUUUGUUGGGAGGCUGAGGGGAGGAAGACAGGUGGGGAGGGCACAUUUGAGCGUUUUCUGCAUGUCGUUAGUAAACUAGCGUUCUUGUAGCGUAUGGACUUGCAUGACUCAUGGCAUUCCAAAGACUUCCUCUCUGUGGCGUGCUCAUACAGAAUACACUUGUCUGGUCCCUUGUAGCAUUCAACGUCAUGCCAGUCACUGAAAGGAAUACCAUACCUUGAUUUUUUCACCAUACUCUGUUCCUGGCACUCUUGCAAACAUAUGAAUAACUGUAAAAUUGCUUUUCUUUUUACACCUGUCUGACAAAAAAAAAAUCAUGGAGUGUGAAUGUGUUAUGAAAAACAUUGUUUUCAUCUUAUCGAUGUGUCUGAUCCAGGCUAAUCAACCCCUCCAGGAGCAUUAAUAAUAUUGUUUAAAGUGAGCUUCCCAUGAGGAUUUAUUGAUGUAAAUAUUUAAAGUAUCAGCUGAGUUUUAAGAUGUCAUUUGUGAUUUCUUGUGCAAUGGCAGGCAAGGGAACAGAAGCGAUCCUCAAAUUGUUGUGCCAUUUCUCUUUGUGUCCUCCUACCCCACCAAACCUCUGAUAUCUUUAUUUUUGGAACAGCAAUUCCAGCUGUACCACUGAAAUGAAAAUGGCAGGGUUGUGUGCCCUUUCUUCAGCCCAGAGGUCCAAAGAAUGUUUAUCAUAAAAGAUACGUUUCAAAGCUUACUAGUUGUUAUUCUCAAAGAGUUCAGAAAAGAAAUUAAACAGUGAAUGUUAAGGUUUAAAUAGUUGCCUGUUUUUAAAGUAUACAAUAUGCCAAGAGUAUUUCAAGGCAGGGAAAUGAAAAGUGGGGAUGUUUCAAUUUUGAAGACUUGUUCUUUAGGGCGUGGGGUAGUUAGUUAGACACCUAGAGGAAACACCUGUAAAUGCAAAAUGUUAGAAAUAAAGUCACUCAAAAUUUUGCAGUAUAAACUAUGCAAAAAUGCCAACAAAUGUAGAAUUGCAUGUGAGGGUGUGCACAGCUAUGGUGGCCUUGUUAUUUAUAUGGCCAGGUUAUGGAUUGACAACAAGACUACAUUAAUUCCUCAAACCAUGCCUAGGCAGACAGGGUUCUUUGGGUAAAUCUGAUAUCUUUUAUUAAACCAACUCAAAUAGUUGGAAAAAUUCUUUUUAGCAAGCUUUUGGGGACAAACGCCCAGGCUGAGGCUGCGUCAGGCUGAGGAAACAUCAGGCUGAGGAAGCGUCUACAACCUACACCCCUCAAACCAUACCUAUACAUUGUAGUGUGCUAUAUUUUUGAAUGGGGACAGUUUUGAAUACUAUACUAAGCUUUCCACAUCUGCUUUGCAGUAAAAUGAGAAAAUGCAAAGAAAAUAGGCUUGGAGAAGCCUUCCAAUAUGAGCCCAACUGAAGGACCUUCAGGUACUUACCAAGGGAGAGUUCAUUUUACAUCUUAUGCAUUAUUUGUGUGCAAUAUAUUUAUACUACACUGUGCUCACAGCACACAUUUACAUUCACUGAAAAUAAUUAAGAUGGGCUUCCUAGUUGUUUUUAUUGGAUUGUUCUCAGUAUUCAUUUUAACUGUCUGCUAAAAAAAAAAAAAAAGCCUCUACUCUGACACAAGUUCACUUCAGAAAAUAUGGUGGUACUUGUCCUCUAUUAUUUACCAUUGUUGUAGUAAACUUUUGAUUUGAUUUCUUAAAAAAGAAAUACUGCCUACUAUAUUUAUUUCCCUUUGGUAAAAGGAAAACACCUUUGCAAAAAAAUUUAGUGGAAUGGAUAGAGGGGUGGGGAAAAAGCUUUCCAAAUGAUAACAGUUGUGGCAUUACAAUCAUUCUGCUCCUACUGAGAAAUAGACAUUUUCAUUUAAAUUAUAUAGAGACUAAAACCUGUACUGCUAUCACUGCCAAAAUAAAAAUACUAGAAGCCCCACUUUUCUUUCCUGCUCCUCUACUAAUAGCAGCAUUAGUUUGGCUUCUGUAUUUUAAAUUUACAUUUUUAGUUAUUAAUGCCACACCUUAAAAUAUUUAAAAUAUUUAUCUUUUUUAUUUUAAUCUUUUCAUUAAAAUGAUCUGAAAUGAGUUAGCAUGUUCCUCUGCAAUAGUUUUUGAGGAACGUAUAUCUAUAUAUCAAACUGUUUUCCAUUCCUUGUACAUACAGAUAUAUAAAUAGAUAUAUACUGUAUUAGAUAGGCAAUAGUAAUAUUAUUGGGAUAAAUCACAGAACCUUACAUUUAAUUGUAAUAACCAUGUGCCUUUGACCACCUCUCCUACAUCCUAACCCCUGUCUAUCUCCCAUGGGACUGUUUCAAACAUUCCUAAUCUCUGAGCAGCUGUAAAGGAAUGUCAUUUUUCUUUAAAAGAAAAAUCAACCUUUUUUUCUUGGAUGUGGAAUUUAUCUCCCCAAAUGAUCCCAUCCUAAGUCCCAAGACUGAGCAAUAUUCAGUCCUACAGCCAAAAAAAAAAAGUAAUUAAUAAUUUUAGGUCCAAUAAUUCAUGUUCCUUCAAGGUAAGGAAGAGAUCUCUGUGUGUUUGUAUGGGGAAGGGAAUCCCAAGCUUUCCAGUGGGACUAGAACUGAAACCAAAUUAAAGGCAGGAACACUUUGGAUGUAGAAACACUGUUUUAGGUAAGGUUAGAGAUAUUUAAAAUGUAUUAUCUACACUUAUAUUUUCUGCUUCUGUGUCCUGCACAGUCAUACACAUGGAAUAAAUGGAGCCUGGCCUUCCAGGCAGGGAGAUGCAAAAAAUAGUCCCAAUCGGAUUGGGUUUUAUAUUCUUCCAAGUAUUUCUAAAACUAUUCUCCCCCCCCACACACACACACACCUUCUGAACAAGGGGAAGUGUUGGGGGGAAGUGGAUUCUGGUAUUUGAAAGCACAGAUGAUAAAAAAAUUAAAAAGCUGCACCAUAGCCAGUUUCACAUAAACCAGUAGGCUUUGCUUGCGUUGAUAUAAGGAGAAACUUCGACCCUUCCAACAUUGUUCUGUUCUGAGUGCCUGCCCUCUCAAAUUCAAUGCAGUACCCUGAUGCACACAAUUCUGUCUCUGAGGUAGCAAUCAGUUCCACACAAUAUAUUCUAUUACUUCUGUCCUGAUAGCAUUCAUUUUUAAAUACUGAAAUUUUGCACUUAAUGGAGUUUAAAAAAAAAUCUCUGGUGUCAACCAAAAUGUCACUGGUUAAAUCUGUUGCUUUUAUUUCUGGGUAGUACUGACUAAAGGAAAGUCUUGACACUGGAGGGUAAGGGCUAAUUUCUGGUUCAUCCUUGUGUGCCUAAGUGGCUUGUGCAUAGCCACGUAUCUGCAUUUUUUGGCACUUACGCACAGUUUGGAUUCCAAGUAGCUAUGCUUGCCCUGCACGUCCCUAUCAGGCAUGCUCAGUGGGCUGCACAGGUGCUUAGGGGGAACAUCAGGUAAGACCUGAAACUGCAGUUAUAGAAAACCACAAUUAGUAGGUGUCAAAUGGAGAAGAUCUUUCCUUUUUUUAGCACAAUAACCUAGUGGUUAGUGCACUAACUAAUGGAGCAGGAGUCUAGGGUUUAAGUCUACCCUCAACCAGGAGAUGAACCUUCAUCAACGCUUCUCAGCAAAAGGCUCUACCCACCAGGCCAUGGGCCGGGCAUUGUCCAGAGCCCUUUCCAGCCCCUCUUUUGUAGCUGGCCCACCGGGCAGCCAGAAGGGGAAGAUAUAUGAGGCCAAGAGUAAAACAGUCAGUGAAGAAAGAUGAUGACUUAGUGCGAUAGAUGUUACCCUGGGAGGGCACCCUAGUGGGGCAGAAGCGAUUCCACUGUUGCUUAUCCACUUUAUCUAAUACACAUUAAAUGCAAGGUAAAGAAAAGCCAUUGUAGGAGGGGAGGCCUGAACCCAGGACCCUCCUCCUCCAUUUUACUUCAGGCACAUACAUGCAGACUUGAGCAAUCUUACUCUGCCGCAGGUGGAAACAGAACUCAAACUAAACAUAAGCAUCAAAAACACUUACAUGGCUAUGUAAGUACUAUUGACAUCCAUGUCAGUUGGAGAGGAUUUGUCAUCGAAUAGUUCAAAUUAUAGCUGCGCAGGUCUAAACAUUCUGGGCUUGAUUCAGUAUGGGAUGCACAGGAGUGCAUUACUCAGUGGCUCAGAAAAUCCACUACUGUGAUUGCAGAUUUUAUCUUGUAUUUGGAUUUGAAUCUAAACACUUUUAUACUCACCUAAGGUUUCUGUUGAUGGAAGCUUUUUCAGCUAUCUGCAGUGGCCUGCUGCUGCAGCCGUGUGGUUCAGAUAAAACUAAUCAAAAAAUGCCUGACUGGGAUUAGGGUUUUCACAGUAGAGCAGGGAAUAAAAUGGGGUCAAAAUGGCUUUGAUUUUGUAUGCUGUCAAAUAUGACUAAUUAAAAUCCUGGAAGGGUGUAGGGUAUUGUGUACAUUAAAUGGAAGUAGUCAUUAGCUUUAUCAGAAUCCCACAGUAACCUUUGAGAAAUAUCAUGUCAGUGUUAAAUCAAGAGCCACAAAGCACUUACAUUAAAGAAAAAAAAGUGCUCAGCACAUCUGACCAUAUGGGCACUCAAAAGAGAAAAAAAGGGAGCUUGAAGAUGUAAAGGAAAUUUUAAUGAAAAGAAAUAUUAAAUAACACCUCUGCUGAUAAUGAUAGAACGAUGAAAGCCCCGAUUCAGCAAAACGUGAACAUGUUUAUCUCUCAGUACAAGAGUAGCUCUACUGAAAUCAAUGGAACUUAAGCCCAUGCUUAGAGCUAUUCAUGUGCUUAGCUGCUUUGCUGGAUCAGAGCCUAAAACUCCCAUUCUGCAAACACUGAGCAUUUUUCUUACUGUGUCAAUGAACUAACUGAGGCCAAUCACACAUGUGGUAAAAUGGGUACAGAACUGGGCCCCAACUGUACUACUUCUGCAAGAGCCCAUGGAAAGUAGCAGAAGAGGACUGCGCUGGUACCAAACAUCAGAACUGAACUGAAUGAAAAUCAUUUGCUUUCUGAUCUGGGCUUUGAUAUCAGGGAACUGAUAUGUGUUCUUUGUGUGGGAUAUUUGAAUUCAUUUUUUUCUUUGCUAAAUAAAAUGGGUUACAAAACAA